GAAUGGUUGUAGUCGUCCAAGAUUCCUUUACGUAGUCAGCAGUUCUCAUGGAGCUCUGCAUUCUGAGAAGGGGGAAUACUUCGAAAUACAAAAGUCGCGUGCUACCAAAUUAAUGAGUUCUUUGCUGCCACAUUGCAAUGUUGUCGGGCAAAUUGCUGCGCGGUAUAGGCCGGCUAGGAGCCAGCUGUAGACCGCAUUUUCUGAAAAAGCUCGCGCGCGGCUGCUGUUCCGGAGAGGAUAUGUCGUCCAAGUACAUCCUGCCCAACAACCAGCCGUUCUCGCGGCUCGACUGUGAUGUGGCCUUCGGCGGCCUGACGUCCAAGCAGAAGCUAUACGCGCAUCACAUCGCGCAGGCCUCCUGGAAGGGCAGCCUGAUUGUGCUGCUUCAGACGUCUCCGGAGUCACCGCUGGCGUUUGUCCUGCUCCACCGCGUGUUCCGUCAACAGACCUGUGAUGAACUGAAGGCGGUCGCCCUGGAGAAGUGCGGCUUCACCGAGGAUGACUGGAAGGCGUUCCUGGUGUACAGCAGCUCCAUCUACUCCGAUAUGGGCAACUACCGCGACUUUGGCGACACCAAGAAGGUGCCAGGGGUGGCGCAGGAGAAGUUUGCCGCUCUGGUGCGCGCCUCACGGGCCUACGAGACCGAUAGCAAGGCCAUGGAGCGACUCCUGGACGGCUGCCUGGCGCGGCUCUACACGCUAAACGACAGCGUGGCGCAGCUCGGACUCGGGGACAAGGGAGUAACUACGUACUUCUCCGCCAACUGCACCGAGGAAGACGCCGAGAAGGUCAAACAGUACAUGAAGCACAAGAACCUGGAGCCAUACAAUAACCGACUCUUCAAGACGGUCGUCGAUGGUGUUAACCACUACGAUAUUCGGUUGGCGUCUGUGCUGAGCGACAGUGACCCGGCGCUCACCAGCGGCCCCGAGGAGUUCCAGGGAGCCAAGUUCAGCGUCACGCGCGGCGACUACUCGCCGCUACUCGCCAUGGUCGUGGAGGAACUCAAGGAGGCACGGAAACAUGUGGCCAACCCCGAGGAAGAAGGUAUGCUCUCCGAGUACAUCAAGAGCUUCACCAGUGGCUCUCUGGCGGCGCACAAGGACGGCAGCCGGCACUGGAUCAAAAACAAGGGACCGGCCGUCGAAACCUACAUCGGCUUCAUCGAAACGUACCGCGACCCGACCGGCAUGCGGGCCGAGUGGGAGGGUUUCGCCGCCAUGGUGAACGGCCCGAUGAGCGAGAAGUUCGGCCGACUGGUGAAUGCCGCCGAGACCAUCCUGCCCCGUCUGCCCUGGCCAGAGACGUACGAGAAGGACCGUUUCCUGAAGCCGGACUUCACCAGUCUGGACGUGCUGGCGUUCGCUGGCAGCGGCGUGCCGGCCGGCAUCAACAUUCCAAACUACGACGAGAUUCGCCAAGAGGAGGGCUUCAAGAACGUCUCGCUGGGGAACGUCAUCAUGGCGGCGUACUCGGCGGCCGUGCUGCCCUUCCUGGGCACAGAGGACGCAGAGCUGAUGCGACAGUACCGCACGCAGGCAUUCGAGGUCCAGGUCGGUCUGCACGAGCUGUUUGGCCACGGCAGCGGUAAGCUGUUCCAGAAGGACAAGGAUGGCAAACUCAACUACGACGCGGCUGUGGUGAAACACACUGAGACCAAUGAACCGAUCUCGAGCUGCUACUCGCCGGGCGAGACGUACGAUAGUAUGUUUACCGACCUGGGCUCGUCAUACGAGGAGUGCCGCGCAGAGUGUGUCGGACUGUACCUCUCCCUAGAGGAGGAUGUCAUGGACAUCUUUUCGGUGGCCGAGUCGCUGCGGCCCACGCUCGUCUACGUCAACUGGCUCAGCCUGCUCUACAACGGGCUGGCCAAGGCGCUCGAGAUGUACUCCACAGAGACCAAAAAGUUCAUGCAGGCACACAGCAGAGCGCGGUACGUGAUCCUGCGGGUUCUGUUGGAGCACGGCGAGGGCGUCGUUGACAUCAAAGAGGUCAAGGACGCCGACGGCAAGCCCGACCUGCUGAUGACCGUCGACAAGGAGAAAAUCUACACCUCCGGCAAAAAGGCCAUCGGCGACUUCCUGCGCAAACUCCAGGUGUACAAGGCGACGGCGGACGUUCCGGCGGCGCGCGCCAUGUUCGACCACUACUCGGAGGUGCCAGAGAGCGGGCCGCACCCGUUCGCCAACUGGAUACCCAUCAUCCUGGAGAAGAAGCAGCCGCGCCGCUUCCUCGUGCAGGCGCACACAGAGCUCAAAGGGGACGACGUGGCGCUGCACCAGUACGAGCCGUCUGCCGGGGGUCUGAUCCAGUCGUUUGUGGCGCGGUUCCCGGACCCUGUGAUCGAGGACCGGCUGUUGGAGCUCCACCAGAAGGACGCCGCCCACUUCCCCUGAACGGCCACAUCCUCUCCGACCCGCCGCCGUCGCCGCCCCCAUCCGCUGUGAUGACCGUCCAAUACACGGUCAGUCCAAUCAGA
Amphibalanus amphitrite is the source of this 2479-nucleotide messenger RNA. Its product is annotated as dipeptidyl peptidase 3-like. NCBI's taxonomy places the organism in Eukaryota, Metazoa, Arthropoda, Thecostraca, Balanomorpha, Balanidae. Gene Ontology annotation, biological process: proteolysis. The transcript has 15 exons. The record is from RefSeq and is a predicted model, not a curated record. Bases 138 to 2396 code for a protein of 752 amino acids. Gene Ontology annotation, molecular function: metalloexopeptidase activity; dipeptidyl-peptidase activity. Gene Ontology annotation, cellular component: cytoplasm.